Molecule: messenger RNA, 965 nt
Organism: Setaria italica (foxtail millet)
Lineage: Eukaryota; Viridiplantae; Streptophyta; Magnoliopsida; Poales; Poaceae
Product: B3 domain-containing protein Os06g0107800
Exons: 1
Coding region: 38-676 (212 amino acids)
Molecular function (GO): DNA-binding transcription factor activity; DNA binding
Source: RefSeq, a predicted model, not a curated record
AGCAAAGCUACUAAGCUAAGCCUCUAGAUCGAUCGAGAUGGCCCUGACGCUUGCGCUGGAGAGCAGCAGCAGCAGCAGAGGAGAAGGCGGAGGCGACGGCCAUGGUAGCUGCAGGCCGCGCGAGAGCAUGUUCGAGAAGGUUGUGACGCCGAGCGACGUGGGGAAGCUGAACCGGCUGGUGGUGCCCAAGCACUUGGCCGAGAAGCACCUGCCGCUGCCGGGCGCCGCCGCGCGGGCCGGCGGCACCGUGCUGUGCUUCCACGACGCCCGGGGCGGCGAGGCGGCGUGGCGGUUCCGCUACUCGUACUGGAGCAGCAGCCAGAGCUACGUGAUGACCAAAGGGUGGAGCCGCUACGUCCGCGACAAGCGCCUCGCCGCCGGGGACACCGUCUCCUUCUACCGCGACGGAGCAAGGCUCUUCAUCGACUGCCGCCGCAUAAGGAGGGCAGGGGUCGUCCCAGCUGUGCCGCCACGACAGCCGCAGCAGGCCUUCUUCUUCCACAACCAGCAGCAGGCGGCCGUGCAGCCGCAGCAGCACUUGGUGGUGGCGCCGCGCGUCGUCGUCGUUGAUGACGAGGUAGAAGAGGCGCGGCGGCGGCGUUGCCUGCGGCUGUUCGGAGUCAACCUGGAGCUGGAGCUCCGUGCCGAGCCGCUGCUCCUUGAUUUGCAGCUCUGACGGCCGGUGGGUUGCAUUGCUAGCGUCAUCGUCCACCAAGGAGGCCAAUCGUCGUAUACCCAACUCGAUCCAACUACUAAUCAGAUUAGUUUUGCAUGAUCACUGUCUCGAGAGAAUUGUAACCCAAACCAGUUACUCCAUCCAGCAGCGGUGUUAAACCAAUGCAAUUGUUAAACAUUUCAAACCAGUUACUCUCUACCUGUGCCGGUAGAGAGUAGACAACCAAAACGACGUUGACCACCAUGCAGUUGACUACGCUCGCUCGCGUCGCAUCCAUUUAGCUCCUGAC